Molecule: messenger RNA, 3283 nt
Organism: Branchiostoma floridae (Florida lancelet)
Lineage: Eukaryota; Metazoa; Chordata; Leptocardii; Amphioxiformes; Branchiostomatidae
Product: ankyrin-2-like
Exons: 12
Coding region: 890-3283 (797 amino acids)
Biological process (GO): signal transduction
Cellular component (GO): cytoplasm
Molecular function (GO): protein binding
Source: RefSeq, a predicted model, not a curated record
UACAAGGUCCUCCCAGUGCUUUGUGUCAAUAUCAAGAGCCCUUAAUUCAAUUUUACAGACAUCUUUGAAUCGCAGCGGUGGCCGUCCGGUGUUUCUCUUUCCUGAGAUCAGUUCUCCGUAGAGUAGGUCUUUGAGAAUUCAAGCAUCCCCCAUGCAAUUGAAAUGGCCUAUAGCCAGAUAGCGUAGUAGGUGAACAUGGUUGGAAGGCCAGAACGAGACAGAACUUUAGUACUGUCCCUCCAUGGUAUGCCCAGGAUGCGAAGAAUACACUUUAUGUGGAAGGCAUUAUUUAGCCCGUUCUCCCGCUUGGCAUAGGUGGACCACGUUUCGCUCGCAUAGAUAAGUGUGCUGAGGACGCAAGUAUUGUACACGUCCAUCUUGGUCAUGACAGAUAGUUUGGGGUUCUUCCAGACUCGAGUGAUGAGAUCCAAUCCUCCUGUCCAAAGGAAGAUUGCUACUGACGGUGGACCCGAGGUAUGUAAAGUGAUUCACAAUCUUCAGUUCGUAACGAUGGUGAUGGCUGAUGGUGCCUCUACGCCCUGACCCAACACUUCUGUCUUCUUGAAGCUGAUGACCAGACCUAAGUCCUAGCAUGCCUGAGAAAAGCGGUCAACCAGGGACUGGAGUCCCUGUUCUGUAUGAGCUGCAAGUCCGGUGUCAUCAGCAACCAGUAGGUCUCUGAUCAGAGCUUCGUGUACCUUUGUUUUUGCCCUAAGGCGGCUGGGGUUGAAUAGCUUGCCAUCUGUUUUUGUACGUACUACAUAUUUCCUUGUUACGGUACCAAAGGCGUGCUUUAGGGUCGUGGCAAAGAAGAUUCCAAACAAUCUUUAUAUGAUGUGACAAUUUGAAACAACGUUAACUAUAAAAAUGAGGAUAACCUUCUCUUACUAUGCAAUGGCAUCUCUGUUUCUCGCUUUUGCAGGAUGGAAAGACAUCACUUCACAUUGCAGCUGAAAAAGGACAUAUUGGUGUUGCUGAACUCCUCCUGAAGGCUGGAGCAUAUGUGAGCAGUAUGGAUUGGUUUGAAGCCACACCACUACGCAAGGCAGCUUCAGGAGGACAUCUUGGUGUUUCUGAACUCCUCCUGAAGGCUGGAGCACGGGUGGACAGCUGGAUUAAGCAUGAACUACUUCACGCGGCAGCUGAAAAGGGAAAUGCUGUUGUUGUUGAACUCCUCCUGAAGACUGGAACAGUUUUUGAACUCCUCCUGAAAACUGGAACACAGGUCGACAGUAGAAAUAAGCGGGAAGCUACACCCCUUCACGAGGCAGCUUACGGAGGACAUGUUGAUGUUGUUGAACUUCUCCUGAAGGCUGGAGCACGGGUGGACAUUACGGAUCGGCGGAAAGCUACACCCCUUCACGAGGCAACUUCAGGAGGACAUGUUGAUGUUGUUGAACUUCUCCUGAAGGCUGGAGCACGGGUAGACAUUACGGAUAAGAAUGGAAGGACUCCGAAGGACAUAGCAGCAGAAUGUAUUGAUGUUUCAUUCUGGGACCUUCCUGUUCGCAUCCAGGAGGGAAGGAAGAGCAUUCUCAAGCUUUUUGCAACAGUGAUGGCGGCUGGCCCUUACAGACGCAUCGUACGCAACUUGGGUCCAGAAGGAGGUGAACUACGAACUGCGUCUUGUACCAUCACUGUGCCGCAUAGGGCCGUUACCAUGGAAACAGAAAUUACCUGUCAGGUCAUCAACCCCAACGACGUCAGUCUUCCCCUGAAGGACGGCGAGAUGCUAGUGAGUGACGUCAUAGAGUUGGGUCCGCCCGGAACAACCUUCCACCAACCUGUUACUGCGCAGAUGACGUACAACAACACUUCGUUAGGUGGCGCCAGAGAGGCUGUCGUGUGGGUCACUGGGGAUAGGUCACAAUGGACGGACCUUAAGACGACUAAAGUAAGCGAGGACAAGGUUGCGGUAUCAGUGGACCAUUCUACCACCUUUGUCGUCGUCAGUCAGCUCAAACAGGACAAGGUUACGGUGUCUACUGAGGAGUGCACUCUGACGUCAUCAACGCAACCUGCGGUACAAAUCAGCUUCCCAGAAGAGGCUGUGACCACACCAACACAGAUCAAUAUACAGGUGCAAGAAGUUCCAGAAAGAGCAGUUGAGGGCUUGAAGGCAGAGGACGAGUCUUCCCGCGGUCUUGUCAGCACCAGCCCGAUAGUCAAGGUGGAAACUGACUCGGGAUCUGCAGUCCAGUUCCAAAAACCAGCCACAGUACGAGUCCCACAUCCUAAUCGUAACAUGGACAUUGGACAUGAGGGGGACACUAAAUUGAAAGUGAUGUCAUAUGAGAAAGGAACUGAAGACUGGUUAGAUGAAACUGAUAACAGUAACCCCCGGGAGUCUGACGAGUUUGUCGAGUUUGAAGUCAGCCAUUGUACCAGUUGGAUUGUAAUCAUUGUCAAGGACAUCUACCAGGGCCCAGAAGAGCUAGGACCAAUCCCAUUAAAGCUCUGCCGAUGGCUUCAAAAUCGCUCCGUACAGUUCAUACUACUGCAGCGGAAGAACAACAUGAAACAAGUCGUUAUAGAAUGUACACUGACUGACAUUGCCAGCGAGAAACGCGCAAGCCUGAUGGAGGAGGGUUAUGAGGCUCCAUUGCCUUCUGGCACAGUGAAUCUGUUCGAAGGACAAAGAGUAGAAAUAAAGUUGGUGGGUAACGUGGAAGUUGCAUUUGGCUUAGGGAGCAACGAAACGAAGCAUCAACUUACCUUUCACAGUCAGCAAAGCAACCGACUCCACAUGCAAGUCAUGGCUUCGAAUGGCCAACCGGGUUUAGAUGGUGAAGGAAUAGCUGCAUUCUUCUCCCUGCCACGCGUGGAAGUCACAAAACAGCAAGGAAUGGCGGCUCGUGCGAGGAAGGCACUUGAAAAAGUCAAGGAAAAGCCCCCAAAAGGGUUUGAGCAGCCAAAGUUCCUGUGCCAGCUCCCAAUCCAUGUGCCGUAUGAGCCUUUAAAACAGACUGAAGAUGAAAGUGCUACUCUUGAAGGUGUCGCGAAAUGCUUUUAUUUCAUCAAGGAAAACGUCAGCACGGACUGGAUGGACUUGGCCUUCCAUCUUGGAUUUAAUGGAGCAGACAUCGCAAACAUCACCGGCAGGAACCGUGACGACAAGUCCCGCUGUAUGGACAUGCUGUGGGAAUGGAAGAAGCGGAAGGGAGGCGCCGCUACCACUGAGGUUCUGCUGAAGGCUCUGUCAAAGGCUGCGCUACAGAGCGUCUUGGAUGGUUUAAGGAACAAAUUUCCAGAUAUCGGUAAGUUUAACGAAGGAAGUCAAUAG